Molecule: messenger RNA, 4284 nt
Organism: Plasmodium yoelii
Lineage: Eukaryota; Apicomplexa; Aconoidasida; Haemosporida; Plasmodiidae
Exons: 1
Coding region: 1-4284 (1427 amino acids)
Biological process (GO): deadenylation-dependent decapping of nuclear-transcribed mRNA; nuclear-transcribed mRNA catabolic process, nonsense-mediated decay
Cellular component (GO): cytoplasm
Molecular function (GO): manganese ion binding; 5'-(N(7)-methylguanosine 5'-triphospho)-[mRNA] hydrolase activity; RNA binding
Source: RefSeq, a predicted model, not a curated record
AUGUAUAUGAAAAAAGACUCAUAUAAGCAUUAUUACAAGAACGUACAUAAGUAUUCAAACAACACGGGGAAAUCAAAGAAACUAUUUAGUGCUCAGAGAAUUAAGAAUUUAGCUAAAGAUAAAAAAUUAUUAGAUGAUGCUUUAUUAGAUUGUUAUGGACGAUUCAUAGCAUUGCUUCCAGAAUUUUUAUUAAAAGACCAUGUGCAUUUAUAUUUUCAAAUUCAAGAAGCUUAUUGGUGGUAUGAUGAUAUGUGGCAAGACAAAUAUCCUGAUAAAUUACCAAAAUUAAGUUUAAAGACAUUUGGCUAUUUAAUAUGUGAUGAUUGCCCGAUAUUAAAAAAAUAUGUACCUCCUUCAGCUCAUGAAAAAUUUUCAUUAAAUUGGAGACGAUAUUGUAGAACUAUACCUUUAAGAGGAGCAAUUUUGUUGAACCACAAUUUAAAGAAAUGCUUAUUAGUAAAAGGGUGGAGUACAGAUAACUGGUCUUUUCCCAAGGGUAAAAUUGAUGAGCUUGAAGAAGAUUCUGUUUGUGCUUGUAGAGAAAUUUAUGAAGAAAUCGGAAUAGAUAUAUUUCCAUAUAUAGAUGAGCAGGUGUACAUAGAAACACAUAUUGAAGACCAACCAAUUAAAUUAUUUAUAAUACCUGGUGUAAAGGAAGACACACAAUUUCAACCCAAAACAAGAAAAGAAAUAGGAGCGAUUCGAUGGUUUGAAAUCGAAAAAAUAGAAAAAUUUUUCUUUUAUAAAAAUUAUAAAGGAAAAGGAUAUAAUUUAUUAUUUGAUAAUAAAAAAGAACGUAUUAAUGCUUCAGUGGUUUGCCCUUUUAUACCAAACUUAAUAAAAUGGAUAGGAAUAUUAAAAAAAUGUAUAAAUGGAAAAUCUUUGGAUGAAAAUGCAUAUGUAUCAAGUAGUAUAUUGUCAUAUAGGUAUCAAAUAACUGGAAUUGAUGCAAAUAUUAUUAAAAGUCUUCAAAAGGUCGACGCAGAUUCAACUGAAAUGAUAAAAACCGCUUUACCUAAAAGUGAUGAUGAAGAUUUUGAUGGGUAUUAUGAUAAUUCUGAAUAUGUAACAAAAGAUGCGAAAAUGAUGGAAUAUAAUAACAAAGAGCAAAUCGAAUUAUCAGGAAAAAAUGAAAACAAUUAUAAUGAAAUAAAUGAUUUAUUAAACACAUACAUGAAAAGUAAGGAUAGCAAUCGAAAUAUAGAAAAAAAAGGAGGAAAUAAUAUUUUAUAUAUGAAUGGGGGAAAAACUGUUCAAAGCAAUUCGCAUCGUAAUGAUAUACAUAAUGAGGCUGUUAAUCAUACUAUUUCCAAUGAAAAUAAUAACGAAAAAAAAGAAACCUUUCCAAUUUUAUUAGAAAAAAAAAGUAUAGGGAAUUUAAAAAUAUAUGAGCAUGUAGAAAGCUAUAGUGAUGAAUCAAUCGAUUUUUUAAAAAAGGGAGAUAAUGUGAAAGAUCAUCUAAAAGUUGUACAUUCUUCGACGGCUAUGAAUGAUAUGCUAAAAUUUUUAGAAAAUGAUGAACAGGAAGAUAGUUGUAAUGAUGGUAAUAAGAGUGAGAUACCCAAAACUUAUAAUAAUAGAAAUAUAUCCAAUACAAAUAACACUGAUGAGACUGAUGAGAACUACAGUAAUAACAGUAAUAAAAUUAAUGAGAAUAAAAUGAGCAUUAACAAAAAUAACGGUGAAAAAAAAUUAAUUAAAGAUGGGAGUAAGGUACUUGGUAUAGGAAACAAUAAUUAUCGUGAUAAGAUGAUAGUAACGAAUAAUGAUUGCAAAAGUACUUUAGUAAAAUAUAUUAACAAAGAUGCAAAAGGUAUGGAUUAUAAUAAAAAAAAAAAAAUAAGUAUUAGUAGUAAUGGAAGCAUUAAUAAUAAUAAAGGGAACUAUGAAAAUUCUAGGAAUAACCGAAAUGUUAAGAACGGUAGAAAUAAUAAGCAUAAUAAUAUAUAUGGAUAUAAUUUAAAUAAUAAUAAUAAUAAUAACAAUAAUAAUAAUUAUAACUAUUAUUAUAAUAAUACGAAGGAAUAUAAUACGGCUAUGAAAGGUGGCGAUUUGGAUUAUUACGAUCGAAAAUACCGAUAUAAUUUUAAUAAAAUAAAAACGGGUCAUUUAUCAGCUUUACGAUUGAAAGAAGUAGGUUUAAGAAGUUUUGAUGAUCAAGAUAUAGAUAAGAGGAAAAAAUUGCAUUUACAUAUAUAUGGAAAUAAAAAAAAAUUAUAUAAAACAAAUAAAGAUUUAUAUAGGUAUAAUCAAAAAAGCAUGAAAAAUGGGUACAAAUCAUUAGAUGAUGAAUCAGUUCAUUAUAUGCCAAUAAAACAUAAAACAAAAGAUGCUUGUAAUGAUAAAACUUUUGGUUACAAUCAUUCAAAUGGUUGGAGUCCCGAGGAUAUGUUUAAAUUAAAUGAAGAAAAAUUCGGUGUCCAUUCGACUUAUAACAUAGAUAAAUAUACUACUCCAUUAAUUUAUAAUGAAGAAUGUGCAUCACAAGUUAAUAAAAUUGCGAUGCAAAAAAUAAAUUUUAAUCAGAAACUAAAGUUGGGUAAAAAUGGGAACGAUAAUGGAAAUAAACUAAUUACAAUAGCCAAAGCUAAUAAUAUAAAACCUACUAGCACUAUUAAUAAUCAUACUAACGACCGAGAAACCAUUAAGGAGGGAACGAAUAGAAAGGGUGCCAUGGCGAACCGGGACGAGCAUAAGCAUUCAUUAAGUAAUGGAAAUGAUACAUAUGGAAUUUUGUCUAAAAAGACUUUGAAUAUCGAACCUGCUUUUAGCAGCAGCAAUAAUAAUAAUAAUGGUAACAGUAAUAAUAAUAGUAGUAGUAAUAAAAAUUGGAAUAAUAAUGGUAACAGUAAUAAUAGUAGUAGUAGUAAUAAAAAUUGGAAUAAUAAUGGUAACAGUAAUAAUAACAAUAAUAAUAAUAAUAGUAGUAGUAGUAAUAAAAAUUGGAAUAAUAAUGGUACUGAAGGUAAGGAAGUAGGAUCCCUAAAUAAUGGUUACUAUAAAAAUGAGAUAAAAAGAGAAGAUACUGGCAAGAACAUACUUAAUAGUAAUGUAUCAAUUUUAAAAGACAGUUGUGAAAAUAGUUAUUAUCAAAAUAAGAAUGAAAAAAAUAGUAUGUAUAAUUCUAAAAUUGAUAAGUUGGAAUCGUCUUAUAAUAGCAAUGGUGAUAUUUUAAAAAGUCUUAAGCAAAAAAAUGAAAAAUAUAAUGUGACCCCUGAUAAUACAGAUGCAGAUAUGGAAAAUACGAGAAGCGCUAAUGAAUUACUCAGAGAACAAUUUAUUCAAAAAAUUAGAAAAGAAAAAGCUGGAAUAUUAAAUAGAAUGAGUUCUUUAUAUAUGAAAAAUGAUGUAAUGGGAACAGUUGGUAGCGAAAUGAAUAACAAUAAGAGGGAAUUAGUCAAGGCUAUUAUAAAUAAUUAUUAUAAAGAAAAGGGGCUAAUAGAAGGUAAAGAAAUUAGAGAGAAAGGGAAACCAGAAAAUUCUGUAGAUGCUCGAGUAAAUUCAGAAAGCACAGAAGAUAUAGCAGAAAGGAGAUACAAAUUGAAACAAAUUUUGAAUGGAGGAAUGAAAAAUAUGGAUUUAGAAAACGAUACUAUGAAUAAAAUAAUAAAUAAGAAUAUAAUUAAUAAAAUAAAUCACCAUGAAAUGAAUAAAGGUAUUAAUAAUAUUGGAAGUAAUAUGAAAAUUGGGGAUAUGAUGACUCCUAAUAAAACCACAAUAAAUAAUGAUGAAAAUAUAAAAAUAUUAAAUAGAAAAAAUAUGAAUAUACCCAAUAUAAAUAAUUAUAAAGAAAAAAUAAAAGAAAAAGUAAAUUCUCAAAAUGUAGAAUGUGUAAAGGAGAAACUAGAAAAUGGAUUUUUAAAGAAUAAUAAUUCAGGUAAAUUUUUAUUAGACUUAAUUAAAGGAACUAACAAAAAGAAAAUGACGGAUGAAAAUGUUUUCGAUUCGAUUAAUAACUAUAAUAAGAAAUGUAUGCCAGAAAAUAUCAAAAUUUUAAGCGAACAAGAUAUAUUAAGUAAAUACUACAAUAGGGAAAAUACUAAGGAUAAUAUAAAUAAUAAUGUUGAUGCUGUGAAUUAUGCUAUUAAUAAAGUUGGUUGGCAAAGGAAUGCUAAAGAUGAACAAAUAAGGAAUAAAAAACAUGACGAUAUUGAAUUUGUAUCUAAAAGCAAUAAUAGUAAAAACACACACACUUCUUCUAUUAAUACAAAUCAUAAUUUUAAUGAAAUGGCUAUGAUUGAAAAGCUAUCGAAGCAUUUAAACAGUUAUAAUCCUUACGAAUGA